AUGGGUAUCGACGUGUUCAUGUUCUGCCCCACCUGCUGUGCCUUCCUGCCGCUGAGCUGGAGGGACCCGGGGCUCACGGAUUGCGACGUGGAGGGCGAGCAGGACUGGGGCGACGGCGCCUUCUCGGUCUCGGCCGAGGACGUGGUCGCUCACUUCCUCACCCACACUGACUUCUUCCCGCCCGCGCCCACAUCGCCCUACGAAGAGGGCCUCCGCCGCCUCGUGCAGCAGUUCACCAUCGACCACGCGCACGAAGAAGGCAAGGUCUUUUUCACCAGCAGCUAUGGCAUCUACAUGUGGGAGCCCGGCGAGGACUACCAGCAGGCCGACUGGUGGCGCUACGAGGCCGUCGUCGUCUCCGAUCCCGAGCUUCCCAACGAGCGAAAGCAGAUGCCGGCGACGGCGUGGACCUUCCUGCCGUCGCACAUCGUCAAGCACCUGGGCUACGCGUCGUUCGACGAGGCCCUGAACUACUUCCUCCACGAGCGGUCCAUGGCGGCCCCGCGCGAGGCCCGCGAGCUGCCCUACUUCCGCCAGUUCUACGAGGCCGUGGUCCGCUGGCGCGCCGAGCCGGUGGCCGGCGGCCUGCGGCCCGCCGUGGCGCCGCCGCUGGUGAGCCUUGUGGACCACUGCGUCGAGGCCGUGCGCACCUGCAGGCCGGAGCAGCUGUCGGCCCUGAACGCCGCCGCGCAGCUGCCGGACCACCUCGCGCGCCGGAUCUGGCACGCGCUGGCGCAGACGAGCGACGCCGAGAUCGAGCGGCUGCCCGACCAGGACUUUGACUCGAUCGCGCUGGCGCGCUACCUUAACCUGGCCCACAUGUUCGCCCGCAGCCUGGCGCAGCUGGAGGUCACCCCCACCGUGCUCGACCUGCUCUGCAACGACGAGGUGCUCAACACGCUCAUCAUCCGCAUGGUCGCGCGGCCCGACUGCGCGCUCGACCAGGCGCUCGAGGUCUCGCUGGCCGGCAACGACUGGGAGCAGGACUCGACCGAGUCGACCUGGGCGCCCAGCCUGUGCGCGCUGCGCAGCCUCACGAUGGUGCUGGUGCGCUGCCUGCGGCCCCAGAUGACCCGCUGGCGCCUGGUCGGCUGCGGGGCGCUGACCGACGACUUUUUGCUGCCGCUCGCGGCCAUCGACGCCGGCCCGUUCUGGGAGGACCUGAUCGACCCCGACGGCGAAGACCCGCGGGCGGGCGGCCUGCGGCGGGCGCGGCUGAACCCGGAGGAUCAGGCCCUGGUCAAGGCGCUGGUUAAGGAGGCGGCUGACGUCAUCGAUCUGAACGGCCCCUACGCGCUCGAGGAGCUGGACGUGUCGGACUGCCACCGCCUGACUGACGCCGCGACGCACCACCUCCACCGCCUCUUCCCGCGGCUCGCGCACCUGCACCUGAACGACCUCACAUUCCUGCCAUUCCAGUCGGUGCCCAGCACUGCGGCGCUGCGCCUAGAGUGCCUGGUGGAGCUCAACAUGGCCGCGGCCUACUACGAGCACCCGCAGAAGCGGGACGAAGCCUACUUCGCGCGGCUGGCCGCGAUCUGCCCGCGGCUCGAGGCGCUGAACGUGGCCUUCUGGGACCUCACCGACGCCGAUCUGGCCCAGAUCGCCGCCCACUUCCCGCGCCUCUGGCGGCUCAACGUCAUCCGCUCGCCCCGGCUCACCACCCAAGCCGGCCUCGCCGCGCUCGCCGCCCUGGGUCUGGACGAGGUCAACGUGGGCGGCUGCACCGGGCUGACGGCCCUGACCGGCCUCGAGGCCGUGCGCUGCGUCAAGGCCGUCGGCGCGACCGGUCUGGGCAAAGCGCCCCUCUUCGCACCGGCGGCGACGGAGGUGGCGGUGGCGGAGCUGGACCUGACGGGGGUCAGGGACCUGAACGAGGCUGGGUUCCUGGAGGUCUUGGCCCGGGCGACGGCGCUGCAGCGGAUCAACGUCAACCAGUGCUUCUGCGUGGCCAAGGAGACGCUCGUCCAGGCGGACAAGGACCACCCGCACCUCCACAUUGUCAGCGGCGGCUCCUAUUGA
Messenger RNA from Acanthamoeba castellanii str. Neff, 2022 nucleotides. RefSeq lists its product as uncharacterized. The coding region runs from base 1 to 2022 and encodes 673 amino acids. Gene Ontology annotation, biological process: SCF-dependent proteasomal ubiquitin-dependent protein catabolic process. The transcript has 3 exons. The record is from RefSeq and is a predicted model, not a curated record. NCBI's taxonomy places the organism in Eukaryota, Discosea, Longamoebia, Acanthamoebidae. Gene Ontology annotation, cellular component: SCF ubiquitin ligase complex.